Colletotrichum graminicola M1.001 is the source of this 612-nucleotide messenger RNA. RefSeq names its product NAC domain-containing protein. The record is from RefSeq and is a predicted model, not a curated record. Lineage: Eukaryota; Fungi; Ascomycota; Sordariomycetes; Glomerellales; Glomerellaceae. The coding region runs from base 1 to 612 and encodes 203 amino acids. Gene Ontology annotation, biological process: protein targeting to membrane. The transcript is spliced from 3 exons. Gene Ontology annotation, cellular component: cytoplasm; nascent polypeptide-associated complex.
AUGGCCAACCCCCGCGUUGAAGAGCUUCCCGAUGACGAGACCAAGAAGGUCUCCGUCGAGGAGCACGAGGACGAGAGCUCCGACUCCGAGAUUGAGGGCGAGGAGGCUGAGGGCCUUCCCUCCGGCUCCACUGCCAUCAUCCACUCCCGCAACGAGAAGAAGGCCCGCAAGGCCCUCGAGAAGCUGCACCUGACGAGAGUGCAGGGCAUCACCCGUGUCACUCUCCGUCGCCCCAAGAACAUUCUGUUCGUCAUCAACAACCCCGAGGUCUACAAGUCCCCCAACAGCAACACCUACAUCGUCUUCGGUGAGGCCAAGAUUGAGGACCUCAACGCCACUGCUCAGCAGGCUGCCGCCCAGCAGCUCGCCGCUGCCGGCGGUGAGCACGACCACGCCGGCCACAGCCACGCUGAGCCCAGCAAGGCCGCCGACGCCGAGACCAAGAAGGACGAGGAAGAGGACGACGGCGAGGAGGUCGAUGCUGAGGGCAUCGAGGACAAGGACAUUGAGCUGGUCAUGACCCAGGCCAACGUCAGCCGGAAGAAGGCCAUCAAGGCCCUGAAGGAGAACGACAACGAUAUCGUUAACUCCAUUAUGGCAUUGAGUAUUUAG